CCACUAAGAGACUACUGGUACUCUUAAUGCUGAACUCAUUUAAUUAAUCAGGGUCUGGUGCUUUACUUAUGCAAGACUCUGAAUGAAAACUAAGGAGUGUUUAAAGCCUAAAUCCAGCAGUGUAUCAGAACAAGCCAGAAAGAGACUCUGGAAGCAUGUCUUUAUAGACUUGCCUUUCAAAGCAACAGUUGGCCAAGAAUAUAAAAUUUGGGCAGCCUCCGCAAAUGACAAUUUCUGGGAGGACAAUGGGGGAGGCAAAUGCUAGUGUAGAAGAGGAUAUGUUUCUCGGUAGCCUCAUGGAGAUUGACUCUCAGCAGGACACGGUGCUCUCAGAGAGUGGUAAUAAAUCAGCAGACACUCCAGAUCUGUUGAGACCAAUGAAUUUGCCUGGAACAGGACAAAUGGAAGAAAAGGUAACUCCAGUCAAGUCAUCCCGGCCAAAAAGACAAUUUUCCUGUUCCGGCACAAUUGAAACAAUCAAUCUGGAUGCAGUUCCGCAGGCUGUUGUUCGUCUAGACAACAGUGCAGCUAAACACAAGCUGUCCGUAAAGCCAAAAAAGCAGAGAAUGUCCAGAAAGCACAAGAGAUUAACAAAGGGAUCACAAAGCUUAACGAUAACAGAAUUUGAGCCAGAGGAUCUAGAGACUGAGCUGUUUGUAGACAGAUACCCAGGUUAUAAUGGACACAUUACUGCAGACAAACUAAUCCAGAACAGAGAUGAGCCAAAGCAGCUUCAGCUGGCAGAGGAGAAAAGAAUUGAAGAACACUGGGGGAUCCUUGAAGCCGAAAAGAUAAGGCAGAUUGUAGAAAUGGAAGAACAGAGAGAAAUGGAAGAACAAAGGUGCCAAGAGCUGGAGGAGCAGAUGCAAAAAGAGCAAGAGAGAAGGGACAAUGAAAAAGAGAGUAGUCAGUAUCUCCUCGAAGGAGAGAGAUCUUUGAAAACUGAACCGCAAACCUGCCAGGAAGAGGAGAGAAGACUGCUGGAGGCAGAGAAGAGGCAAGAGCUGGAGGACCAGACAUGCCAGGAACUGGAAGAGCAGAGACAGAAGGAGUUGGAGGAGCAACAGAGAGAAGAGGUGGAGCAGCAGAAGUGUGAGGAACGGAACAAGCAACAGAGACAGGAACUGGAAGAACAUAAGGACCAGGAAUGGGAAAAACAACAGAGACAGGAGCUGGAGGAACAGAAGCACAGGGCAUGGGACGAACAGAAGAGACAGGGAAUGGAGGAACAGAAGUGUCAGGAACACAGACAAGAGCUGGAGAAGCACUGGGAACAGGAAGAGCAACAAAGACAAGAACUGGAGGAGCAGAAAUGCCAGGAACAGGAGCAACAGAGACAGAAGUUGGAGGAACAGAGGCGCUGGGAACUGGAGGAACGGAAGAAGCAAGAGCUAGAGCAGCAGAAACACCAGGAAUUGGAAGAGCAGAGGCACAAGGAGCUGGAGGAGCAACAGAGAAAUGAGCUGGAGGAGCAGGAGAGGCUAGAGCUGGAAGAACUGAGGCAACAUGAGACUGAGAAAUGGUGUCAGGAGGAAGAGGAAAGAAACCAGAUAGAGGAACAAAAAGGACUAAUGGAACAAAAUAAAGAAGAAAAACAGAGACGAGAACUAGAAGAGAAAGAGCUUCCAGAAGCUGAAAUAAAACUGAAGCAAGAGAAAGAGUUUGAGGGCCCCAGCCAACAGAAGGAAGAGGAGGAAGAAAGACAGCAUUUGAGGGAGAGAGAAAGGACAGAGGAAGAGCAAUCCCAGCAGCUAUUGGAGAAGAAACAGAGGCGGGAAGAGCCGAGAAAACAUAAACUCAUCAAACAAAUGCACUUGGAAAGUACAGACAUUGUGCAACAAGAUGAACUGAAACAGCAAAAGGAACAAGAGUGGAACAAGCUGGAAGAGCAGAAAAUAGACACAGAAGGGCAAAAUCUUUAUCAAAAGCAACAGGAAAAAUCCUUGGAGCAGCAAAAUGAUAAGAAUGAGCUGCGUUCUGGAGGGGCUGAUAGGAAUCCAGCAGAUGACAAGCUCCAGGAAAGACCAAGACCCCAAAAAAUCAAACAGCCAGAAAAAGGGAGUAAAACAGUAGAAGAAAUCCUGGCCCAGAAACUGAAGAGAGAAGUUGAUGCUCAAGAACAAAAGCGAAUAGGGGAAGAACUUAGGUGGCAGGAGGUAGAUGAAAGACAAACUGCAUCCAGACCCUUCACAUUUCAAGUGUCUUCUGGAGAUAAACAGAUCAUAUUUCAGAAAGUAAAUCUGAGUCCAGUCAUGCCUGCCAGAGGAGCAGGACUAUCUUCUCCAUCAGUCAAAGAUAGCAUGAUGCACACCUCCAGCAAGGGCUCUCAUACGCUCCCAUCAUCUGUGUGUGUACCCCAUACAGCUAUUCUAGUUACUGGAGCACAGUUGUGCGGCACAGCAGUUAACCUGAACCAGAUAAAGGACACGGCUUGUAAAUCAUUGCUUGGCUUAACAGAAGAGAAAAAAAAUGUGGAUAUUCCUUCACCAGAGAAGGCCCAGAAAAAAUCUCCAGGUCCCAAACCCAGCAACAAUAAAAUGAAAUACACACAAGAGGCGUUGGACCAAGCCACAUUAGCUGAGUGGGCCUCUAUCCGUUCUAGAAUCUUAAAGAAUAAAGAAAAUGGCAAAUACAAUGAGAAAGACAGAGUAAGUGCCUGCAGACACAGCGAUGACUGGACGCCCCGGGGACGAGGUUCUCCCCAUGGUAACUUGAGGAAAACCCUAUCUGCAAAUGCAAAGUUCUCAAUAACACCAGCGUGGCAGAAAUUUUCAGAAGGUUCCAAAACCAAUUCAGGCACUGAGAAUGUAAGUGCAGCAAAAUGCAAUGAAAAAGUGGCUGUAGGAAGAAACAUUGGCUCGUCCACUGAUGCAAAUGAGGAUGUAGUAUCCACUUUAAAGGAUAACUUAUCUGAAAUGGCUAAAGAGAAAAUAGAAACACACAGUGAAAUUACAGAUAACACAGAAGGUUGUAAAUUUGCAAAAGAUCUCCCGUCUUUCCUUGUUCCAAGUUUUCCUCGUUCUCCAGGUAAGGAGUUACCCCAAUCCGAACUUCCAGGUGCUCUGGAAAAUCAGCAGAAUAACAGCACCAAAAAAACAGAUAAGCCAGCACCAAAUGGAGAAGAAAACGUUUCUCCCUUUGGGAUAAAGUUACGGAGGACAAACUAUUCUUUACGUUUCCAUUAUGAUCAACAGGCAGAGCAGAGGAAAAAGAAAAGAUACAGUGCAGGAGACAGUUUUGAUGGUGUGCCUGACCCACUACUCACAGCUGAUGGCGAAAAGGAAUCUGCUGUUUUUGCUCCACAGGAGAGUACAUCCCCUGGUAUAGGGAAAGCAAAUGUCCACGGGAAUUUAAAAGACUCAAAAGAUUCUUCAGUUUCUGUGUUGGAGAUUUCACAAGCGGGCACACCACUGCCAGCCACCAGCCAGAGUGCUUUACCUCCUCAUGAGAAACCAGCAUGCAAGUCGCUGUUCCCACAGAAACCUGCCUUAGCUCCAAAGCCUGCCAGCCAAACACCUCCGUCAUCUCCUCUCUCGAAAAUGAACAGAUCACACCUGGCUGAUACACUGGGGCAGAGGUUUGUUAAGGCUGAAUCGGAUGGGGGCUGGAGAAAAGAUGACAGAGCAAUGCCUCCUGUGGCACUGAACGAGAGCAAAAAUGAAGAGGAAGAAACCAGAGAAAAGAAAUCAUUUUUCCCAUCUCUAAGUAUUCCCUGGAGAGAAAAAAAUGACAAAAAGCCUGAGCCAUUGAAGAAAGAAAAACCAGUCCUACAGAGCAGACACUCUUUGGAUGGCUCUAAAUUGAUGGAAAAAGUUGAAACUUCACAACCACUGUGGAUCACAUUAGCACUGCAAAAACAGAAGGGAUUUCGUGAGCAGCAAGCUACUAGGGAAGAGAGGAGACAAGCCAGAGAGGCAAAGCAAGCAGAGAAGCUGGCUAAAGAAAAUGCUGCUGUAAGCAAUCAAUCAGAUAAUAAAAGCAGCAGCAAAACGAGCACACUGCAGAAAUCUACACCUCAAGAAGGGGAGAAGAAAAUUGAGACGGCUGUGUCAAGACUAGAACGAAGGGAGCAGCUGAAGAAGUCUAACACCCUUCCAACUUCUGUGACAGUGGAAAUUUCAGAUUCUGCUCCACCAACACCACUGGCAAAAGAGGUGGCCAAGAGAUUCUCCACACCUGAUGCGAACCCUGUGUCAACAGAACCAGCUUGGCUUGCACUGGCCAAGAGGAAAGCAAAAGCCUGGAGUGACUGUCCACAGAUCAUAAAGUUUGCUUUAUAACGGAACUUCUGCUGUCACAAGCGUCUUGCCUGUGCCCGUCUCCUAACAGUAAAAUGGAUGAACAAGACAUGUAAUGUAGCCUCUGCAACUUCUACUUACUUUUUAACUAACUCAGAACGUUAGAAUUCGAAGUAGAUGGUUCACAAGAAGAGAGAUGACUGAUAGUUUCUAAAACAGCUCUUUAAGAAGGUUUGUAAUCAGGAAGAUACUCUUGAAUUAAGAGUACUUCUGUCUGCAAAUCCUUGCUUUGCAUUACUGACAAUAAUUCUUUUUAAGAUGUUUGUGACAACAACAAAAAAAUUAUACAAUUCCUUAUGAACAGUACUCUGUAAACACUAUAGAUAGCAUUAACUGAAAUUUCUUCAAAAAUAAUUUGGCAAGCUUUGGUUUGAAUACUACACACCUCAUCUAGGAACUCAUAUGGGAAUUGUCAUUGACAUUUAAUAGACACUUUAGAAUACAGUGACUGGUACUGACUUCCACAGAGAAAAAUACAGACUUAGCUGAAGUGAAGCCAGGGAGGGCCCCAAGUUGCUAUAGAUUAUUAAUAUUAAUUAUGUACACAGAAUGCAGGCUACAUCCUCAGAAAUCAAUAAAAAGUUAGACUGAACAAAGAAUGUUGGCUACCUUAGCAUCUAAUGGAAUUCCAAUCAAACUAGACAAACACUGGUCUGAUGCCUGCAAGAGGCAGGCACAGGCUAGGCUGGAUUCACAGAAAGGAAUACAUUCCUCCCUCAGGGAGACAAGAAUGUUAAUUCCAGUUGCACAGUGUGGCACCUUACCAGAGUUUCUUCCAGCCGUACAAGUACUUGAAGCCAAACUACUGACUCUCAUUUUCCUGCUACACAGGUAAAAGCACAACACUCCAAAUGAUUUGAAACACUCUUUCUUUCAUCAGUCUGAGCAGGGAAAUGAGGGAAGGACAGUGAAACUUGUGGCUAGUGCCGAGCAGUCAUCCUUCAGUCAGUACAGCAAGUCAACAAACAUCACUUACCUGCAUUUUCAGUGGUGCAAAAUGCUGAGAAAGCUGCACAAAGCAACUCUUGCCUAAAGCAAAAUAGGCAGAGAGAUAGACAAGGCCUUCAAGUUCUUAAUUUACAAAUGUAAACAAUUAAGCAGCAGCAGUCUAACAUCCUUCUUGUUCCUUUUUUCCUGUUAUGUACAAAUCUAGGCAAUAAACAUAAUCAUUUCUACAGCCAACAACGAGCUUUGUUCCCCAUACUACAGGUGAUGAGAAAACCUCUCCUGAAAGCGUAUCUGUUCCUUCUGCUGUUCCACUCCUGGCAUUCAGGAUCCACACUUUGCCAUCUGUAGAUACUGCUGCCAAAAGAACUUUGUUCUUUGAGUCAUUACUUUGGAAAAGAAACGGUGUUCCAUAUACACUCGAAGUGGUUUUGAAUUUCCACAGUAAAUCACCCUCUGUAUUACAACAGUAAAUAAAGUGAUCAUGGGAUCCAAAAAAUACUUCUUGCUUAGUUAAGCUUGAGAUGCAUGGAGAUGAAAACACUGGUCCAUUAGUGGAAAACUGCCAAACCUAUGGAAAUAACAUAACCACCCAUUACCACAGGCUGAUCACAUUUUCAGUAUGAUAGCAACUAUAAAUUUUUAAUACUUAGUUGUUGAUGGAAGCACGUAUAAUUUCAAAAUCAUACAAGAUUUCAGUGUAGGCUGGUAAAUACUUUCCAAAUUACAAGUUAAGUUUUACAAAGCACAGUAGGUAAGAAAAGAACACAGAUAUGCUGGAAGAGUUACUGUCUUCUGAGAGGCCUACACAGAGAUAGCCAACUUAGGAAAAGAAUGUUUUGGGGUCAUCACAACACAACUAGUAAUGAACUUUAAGGAUUUUGUUCUGAUGCCAUUCUUUUCAACAAAGAUGAAGUCUCAUUAGUGCUAUAGUUUUCUUCUCAAGCUAAUAAUGGUUAGAAAGAACCUUCUUCAAGUGAGUAUGAGCUCUAACCACUGCUGCCAGGAGACAGAGGGCAGAGCUAAGACACUGAACAAUCAGAAAAAGCUUUGGAAUUGCUAUGUUGCACCUGAGGCAAACAGAAAUAGUAUCAUUUAUUUUAAUAAACCAUAUUCAUCAUGGCAGAACAAAACAAUAUUUAAUUCCAUGCUGACUUACUUUUCCAAAACUAUCAUCUGCAACAUCUUUGCCACAAUGCCAGUAUUUAAUAAACAACUAAACACUCUAAGAAAGCUUUACUUCUCAACAGCCAUCCUCUAUGAAGAGAUGGCUUUAAACAUUCUUCAAAAAACAUGAAACCCAAAAGUAUUUACUUGUUGGCACUAUCAUUUGCUCUGAGUAUAAGCUCUACUACAAUUUCUGUUACUACAUCAAGCAAUUUGGGACUUAGUGGCUUAUUUCUGGUUUGGCACGGACUGAAUGUUCUACAGUUCUUCUUUUGCCUCUGUAUAAAACAUGCUUCUAUUUGGUUCGCAAAAAGAUGUAUGUUAAUCAUUAAGCCUCAGAAAACAGUAUUAAUAAAGAAUGUUAUGCAGUGUU
Meleagris gallopavo (turkey) is the source of this 6783-nucleotide messenger RNA. NCBI's taxonomy places the organism in Eukaryota, Metazoa, Chordata, Aves, Galliformes, Phasianidae. The record is from RefSeq and is a predicted model, not a curated record.